UGCAUAAGUUUUGUUUAUUUAGGACAGGAUGUGCUCAGCGUACAUAGAUGCGCGUACAACAGCUGAUCCUAAUUGCACCUUCCCAAACUGUAAAUAUUCUCACGAUGUCAAAACUUAUCUAGAAAACAAGGAACCUGAUGUAGAUGCUGAAUGCUUUGUUUUCAAGACUCUUGGCCAUUGUCCCCGCGGCAUUACUUGCAGAUUUGCGAGUGGUCAUCUUGAUGAAAACUACAGAAAUCUAAUUAAUACUGAUAUUUACACAGGAGUUCCACAGGAGAGAAACCAAUUAAAUAAAGGAGUUCAAAUUAGAUUAAGGAAGCAUGAAUAUGAUUUCACUAUGGCGGACUCGGCUUGUAAUCUCAGCUUUGAGUUGAUGAGACAAAGAGAAGAGAAAGAAAAAAUCCAGAAUGGAAUUAAGGAAGAAGAUAAGAGUCAGAAUGGAAUAAAGGAUAAUGAUGAGAGUCAAAAUGGAAAUAAGGAAGAAGAUAAGAGUCAGAAUGGAAUAAAGGAAAAUGAUAAGAGUCAUAAUGGAAUCAAGGAAGAAGAUAAGAGUCAGAAUGGAAUCAAGGAAGAGGAUAAGAGCCCGAAUGGAAUUAAAAAUGAAGAUACGAGUCAGACUGGACUUGAAGAGAAAAAGAAUGAAAUGCCUAAUAACGGGAAUCACAUGGACGUUUCUGACGCAAAAGAAAUUUCUAAUGAGGAAAUUGAACCUGUCGAAAAUAAGUCUUUAGAACUUAAACCUUCAGAAAAGGCAGACCUAAGCCUGGAAACUGAUCUUGCUCAACCUGUAGCUAAGAAACCAAGACUCGAAGAGAAAAGUAUUGGACCUGUUUCCGACACAGAUAUGAUUCCCUUAAAACCUCAGGAAAAGAAGAAAUUAGAUUGGGAGGAUAAACUUUAUUUGGCUCCUUUAACUACAGUUGGAAACCUGCCUUUCAGGCGCUUGUGUAAAAGACUUGGAGCUGAUAUCACGUGUAGUGAGAUGGCUUUAGGACUUCCCUUACUUCAGGGACAUCCUCCAGAGUGGGCCUUGGUUCAGAGACAUCAAUCUGAGGAUUUCUUUGGUGUACAGGUUUGCGGUUGUAGUCCCCCGCAGAUGAGCCGGGUUGCUCAGCUGCUGGAAGAGCAGGUGGAUUGCGACUUCGUCGACAUCAACAUGGGGUGCCCGAUAGAUCUCAUAUAUAAGAAGGGAAUGGGCAGUGGACUUAUGAUUAGGAAACGACCAUUGGAGAUAAUUUCACGAACAAUGGCUGGCUUAAUGUCUCGACCAUUAACAAUUAAGAUGAGAACUGGUGUUUUUAAGGACAAGAAUAUUGCUCAUUUACUGUUCCCUAAACUUGAAGAACUAGGAGUCAGUGGUCUCACAAUUCAUGGCAGGUCUAAAGAGCAGAGAUACACUAGACUAGCAGACUGGGAGUAUAUAAAGGAGUGUAGAGAGACUGUAAACAUCCCCGUUUUUGGAAAUGGUGAUAUCCUUAAUUAUGAGGAUUAUUAUAUGAAGAAGGAAAAUUCUGGAGUAUCAGGAAUCAUGUUGGCGAGAGGAGCACUUAUUAAACCUUGGCUUUUUACAGAAAUUAAGGAACGAAGGCACUGGGAUAUAUCUGGCCAGGAAAGACUGGAUAUUGUCCGUGAGUUUGCUAACUACGGUCUUGAACACUGGGGUUCAGACGACAGAGGACUGGAGAAUACGAGAAAGUUUCUGCUGGAAUGGUUAAGCUUUGCAUACCGAUAUGUUCCUUACGGAAUCCUCAAAUGCCCCCCACAGAGAAUAAAUGAACGACUGCCUGUCUAUCGGGGCAGGAAUGAGCUGGAAACCUUGCUGUCCUCACCUAAUGCUCAGGAUUGGUUGAAGAUUACAGAAAUGUUCCUGGGAAAGGUCAAGGAUGGUUUCGAGUUUGUGCCAAGACACAAGGCUAAUUCAUAUUCCUAACUAUGCCAAGACUCAAGGCCAAUUCAUAUUCCUAUCUAUGGCGAGACUCAAGGCCAAUUCAUAUUCCUAACUAUGGCGAGACUCAAGGCCAAUUCAUAUUCCUAACUAUGGCGAGACUCAAGGCCAAUUCAUAAUCCUAACUAUGGCGAAAACUAAAGGCCAAUUCAUAUUCCUAACUAUGGCGAGACUCAAGGCCAAUUCAAAUGCCUAACUAUGGCGAGACUCAAGGCCAAUUCAAAUGCCUAACUAUGGCGAGACUCAAGGCCCAUCAUCCUAACUAUGUAAUUAUUUUGUUUCAGA
Molecule: messenger RNA, 2230 nt
Organism: Eurytemora carolleeae
Lineage: Eukaryota; Metazoa; Arthropoda; Copepoda; Calanoida; Temoridae
Gene: Dus3
Product: tRNA-dihydrouridine(47) synthase [NAD(P)(+)]-like
Exons: 19
Coding region: 29-1930 (633 amino acids)
Biological process (GO): tRNA processing
Molecular function (GO): flavin adenine dinucleotide binding; RNA binding; tRNA dihydrouridine synthase activity
Source: RefSeq, a predicted model, not a curated record